AACGAUAGUCACGCACUAGUUUGCAAGCAAAAUUAACAAAAGAAUCAUUUGCGAAAAUAACCCUACCAUUGUAGUUCAGAAUGUCACCGGCCAUAGUUAUUCUGUUCACCGUGGCAGCGAUUGUCCCUGUAAGCUCGGUUCAGACAAUGUUGGAUUCCUUCAGUUACUGCAACAGCAGCGGCAUGGUCGAGUGCAGCGCAAGAGUUCGCAAAGUUAAUAGAACUACCGCGGCGCUUUACGGAAAAUUCGUUCUGAACACCGACAUCGAUAGCAGUUUCAAUGGAGCCGUGGAGGUGCACCACAGUCCGCUGGGAAACAAUCAGUUCAAUCGCUACCCGAUGAAGAUAGGACCGGUUGGAUUCUGCGAAUUUUUGAAUGACUUUUGGGGGGAUUACUACGAUUCCAUUGUACCGUACAUGCCGAACAUCAUGAAACCUAGAGAGUGUCCCGUAUCGCCGCGUACGAUUCCGAUCAACGAUUGGAUCAUGGACCCGAAAAUGUUGCCCAAGUAUGUGCCAACCGGGCUUUGGAAGGUCAUAACUAUGCUCAAAAGCGAACAGAAAAAACAGUUUUACGUGAUGGAGUUGAUAUUUAAGGUGUAUGACGAUGGGUACUUUUGAUGUUAAA
Culex quinquefasciatus (southern house mosquito) is the source of this 627-nucleotide messenger RNA. RefSeq lists its product as uncharacterized. The coding region runs from base 81 to 620 and encodes 179 amino acids. The transcript is spliced from 2 exons. The record is from RefSeq and is a predicted model, not a curated record. NCBI's taxonomy places the organism in Eukaryota, Metazoa, Arthropoda, Insecta, Diptera, Culicidae.